Hippocampus zosterae (dwarf seahorse) is the source of this 1994-nucleotide messenger RNA. RefSeq lists its product as uncharacterized. Bases 438 to 1994 code for a protein of 518 amino acids. The record is from RefSeq and is a predicted model, not a curated record. The transcript has 3 exons. Lineage: Eukaryota; Metazoa; Chordata; Actinopteri; Syngnathiformes; Syngnathidae.
AGAAGGAUUACUUUACAAGCUCCAGCACGCUCAUGUAGCUGGCUUUAGGGUCUUUGCAAACUGGAAAAGUGCCAUGAACCUUAAUAUUUGGCCAGUGACUUGACUUUGAUGGAGUUCGUGUGUGUGUUACAUCAUUACGUCACCGUGCUGUCAUCUGUGUGCUUUGGCUGGAGAACGUUAUUUGGAAUUCCGAACAACAGCCAGGUUAUAUAACGCCCAGUUUACCCCUCCCUGUUUGCGUGACAUCAAUGAAUGACUUAAGUUUCACGCUCUUGUUGCUCUGCUGCCGCCGACCGACCGUGCGUGCCUUUCGACUGAAUAAUAGGGAGGACAGAUCAUCUCCGAACAAGCAACAAAGAACAUACUGUCGGUCCUGCCAGUGGGACUGAGCAAACGUUGGAUACACAGACUCACUCCACAUCUUCUAACUGACGAGUAUGGGACAGACCCAGGACAAAUUAGAAGGCAGAGAACAUACCCUUGUUGAGGAAUUGGAGGACUCCGACUGUGGAGAUUCAGACAGUCAAUCAGAUGAUGUCAUGAAGACAGGAAGUGCCUGUGAAGAGGAGGCUGGCAGCUCAGAGGGGAAAAAAUAUUCAGUGGAGCCAGACACGGAAGAUUUGGAUGAAAGUCAUAAUCAGGACUUAAUAACACUUUCCAGUGAGAGGCACAUCAAUUUGUGGGUGAGGCAGUUUACUCCAAGCGAGGUGAAACAAGAAGGAGUGUCAGGAAGUGGUCCAGGAAGAGAAGAAGGAAGAAGGGCCGCUCCAUUGGUUUCAGCAGGCCAAAACCGAAAAGGUAGAGUAACAACCGAGGAAAGAGCUUCGACAUACAAGGUGUUGACUAAAAAUAAGAUUGGAGAGAAGCGUGCUGAGAAGCAAUUUGAAGUCUCCUCGAAGAUCAAAAUGGAAGACCAUUGUGAGGGCAACCAAAACAAAUGUGACUUGUAUGGCCAUCUCCCAUCCUCUUGGGAUUCAGAAUCUCUAAUGCUACAAAGGGAAGCAAACAAAGCUCAUCAAGACACCGAUCUAUCGAAUCUACCCGCAGACACCGAACCCAGUUUUAUUUUGGAGAAGCUGCUGAAGAGAAACCGAAUUGAGACGUGUCCAGCUCUGGAAGAAAUACAGGAGGUGGACACUGAUGAAUUGGACAUGGAACUGGAUAUGACCACGCCUGUUGCUGGAGCAACCGAAUUCACCACUGAGGAAAGGAACACACCGGCAUACAGCACCCGGAGCAUAUUAUCAUCGUCUACAAUCAAAGCAACACAGGGCGACUUUGAAGUGGAAGAUACUGCUGACCGUUUGACCAAAAAAUCCAAUUUUUGCACAAGUGAUAUGGUGAAGAAAUCAACAAAGGCUCCAGACAACAAGGCAAUCAUUCCAAAUAAAGGUGCUUUAAACCCGUUACAAACUGCUUUACAUGAAAGAAGGUCUUAUGAGGGCAAGUCUGUGACCACUAAGGAGGCCACGCCAUCCUUUCAGCCUGCUCCACUGAUAGAAAAUGAUGACCAUACAGGAAACUCAGAACAUAUGCCCCAAGAAAGUGAUGACCAAACGACAAACUCUGAACAUCUUCCCCCGAGAACAAAUGAAGAUGCCAGCUCAAUUUCGAUCCCAUCCAAGGCAAAAGAAAGUUACCCGAGGCAGAAUGUUCCCACGACCAACAAAGAAAAUGAAACACCAGAGCAGCCUGACAAAAAAACUGUCAGGGAAAGUGAUGCUGGAGUUUUAAUGAGAGAAAACCCCACCGACACUGGCAGGUCGAGGCCUGUCUCUGAUCUCAUAAAAGAAAACAUACAGCUCCAUGAGAAGCGUCUCCACCAGGAUUGGUCCAAGCCCGCCGAAGUCAAAUGCGACGAGCAUAGUCAGUCUGUGAAGGUAGCACAGAUGAAGGCCACCUUUGACUCACCUCACAAAUCCCCAGAAAAACGAAUUGAGAGGAAGCCUUCUGUCAGAAAAGGUAAGGCCAUUGCAAACUGUGGGACCACAUAG